Messenger RNA from Guillardia theta CCMP2712, 890 nucleotides. RefSeq lists its product as hypothetical. Lineage: Eukaryota; Cryptophyceae; Pyrenomonadales; Geminigeraceae. The transcript is spliced from 12 exons. Gene Ontology annotation, molecular function: ubiquitin-protein transferase activity. The record is from RefSeq and is a predicted model, not a curated record. Bases 16 to 849 code for a protein of 277 amino acids.
GCGCAUGGAGAGAGCAUGGAGGGGAUGUACGAGUUUGUCGGAAGGUUCAUUGGCUACUCGUUGUGGCGGGGCAUCCGUAUCGACGCUGUCUUUAUCCCCCUAAUGUUCCGCAUGAUGAAGGACUCCGAAUCUCGAGCAACCUUUGAGGAUCUGAAAGAUGUCGACUUCAACUUGUAUUCCAACCUGCAGACGAUGCUGAAUUGCGAGCCUUCACUGGUGGAAGAAACCUUCUGUCAGUCCUUCUGCAUCGACACCGAGUUCUUAGGCAUGAGGAAGACCUACGAUCUCUGCCCAGACGGUGCGAGCAUCCCCGUGACGGGAGACAACGUCUUGUCCUUCCUCGACCUCUACGUGCAGCACGUUCUGUACAUCUUCUCGCGAAGAGCGAUAGACUCCUUCCUCGUCGGCUUUCACUCGCUCAUACCCGAGAAGAAGCUCCAGGACUUCAGCCCGCAGGAGUUGGAGGCCGUCUUGUGCGGACAGCCGACGAUCAGCGACGAGGACGUGGAAGAGCUGAGGGUCGCAAGCCACUGCAGCCUCGACGAGAACGGGGCUCCUCACAAGCAGGUCCUCUGGUUCUGGAGUAUCCUCGCUCGCUUCUCCCAGGAGGAGCGCAGCCUUGUCCUUCAGUUCGUCACAGGAAACGAGAGGCCUCCCCUCACGGGCUUCCAGGCCCUUGAGCAUCCCUUCACCGUCCAGCUCGGCAGCCACAUGAAGCCAACGGACCUCCCGGAGGCUCAUGUCUGCUUCAACCAGCUCGUGCUUCCUCCUGCUGGAUCCGAAGAGAUUUUGCGAGAGAAGCUAAGAAUCGCCGUACGCGAGGGGCGCGAGGGCUUUGAGUUGUACUAGUACUGAAAGGUUGAGAAUGUUUACAUGUCACAAGUCGAACA